This is a messenger RNA of Phytophthora nicotianae INRA-310, 993 nucleotides long. RefSeq lists its product as hypothetical. The record is from RefSeq and is a predicted model, not a curated record. Lineage: Eukaryota; Oomycota; Peronosporomycetes; Peronosporales; Peronosporaceae. The coding region runs from base 1 to 993 and encodes 330 amino acids. The transcript has a single exon.
AUGCUCGUCGUUGCUGGCUCGACAGAGAAAAAUAGUGCGAACAAACUUGCUAGAUCAGGGACAAUUGUGGUGCUGCAACCGAUUCACUCACCAUCCGAAACCCUCUCCUUUCUUAUACCAAAGUGCCACUUCGCAACCAUCCCUUUCAAGCCGAUAUCCGUGGCGUCAACGCCAUCGCCUCCAUUGACUCCUCGUGCGCCCCGUCGAGAUCGUGUUGCCGCACCUGGUGGACGCGGCGCAGGUUUCGAUGCUGACGAGCUGCAGAGCUUCCUGGAAACGCUUGAAGAGCAUCUACCACUGGGACGCGACGAGUGGGAGCUGGUUCUUUCUAUCCACAACCGGAGUUUUAGCGCCAACAACAGCACGGGCGACUCACUACGAAGGAAGUUCGCUGCCUUAUGCCGCUCCCGCAUACGUACUGGUAAUUCUACAUGCCCAGCAGAGGUACGAACUGCGAAGCGAGUGCGUUUCUUGAUGUCUCAGUGGGCUGACAUCGGUGAAGGUGACGACGUGAGCAAAACAGACAUCGGUUUUGUCGCUGAAUUAAGCCGGAAUCAACCCCAGCAAGUGCCACCGAUAACCCCAGCUCCAACGGAGCGUCCUGUAGCCCAAUCAGCCUCAGGUCAGCCGGCGACGGCUGGUCUAGCUAAUGCUCCAGAGUUUAUCAGAGCAGCUGGCUCUGGUGUACCUCGACCGCUCGUCAAUCCCCACCGUGCUAGCACGGGCUCCGAUGACGAGGACAUCAUGGAGCUGAUGCGAAUGCAACUACUGCAGAGUCAAGUUGAUGAGCGCGCACAGCGUGAAGAGCGGCGCCUUCGUCAAGAAGAGGAAUGUCUGCGCUGGGAAGAAGAGCGGCGUCAACGUGAUCAAGAUCGUCUGGACGAGCGUUUACGACGCGAGGAAGCUGACAGUCGCCACGAGCAGCUGAUGCAGGUGAUGAUGACCGUCGAUGGUGCGGCUUUUAACCUCAUGAGUAAGCCCUUAACUAGUUAG